CUGUUCUCGCUUCAGAUGGAAACUGUGGUCCCUGUCGAGUCAGUCAGUGAGAGGAUGAGGAGGACGACGAAGGUCGGCCUGUCGGCCUUCAUGCUGUUCUGUCACGUCGCUGCAGAAGUGAUAAAAGUGGAGGAAAAGGCCUCGGCCUUUCUGCCCUGUCCUCACCCUGUGAGGGGGGGGAUCUGGAGCAGAGACGUUGAUGGAAAGGAAGUCAACAUACUGACAGCUGGUGAUAGGGACAUCAAACACAUGGAGGACCCACACAGACGAUACAGUUCACAGGCAGAUAAGUCUCUUCAUAUCCUCAGAGUCACCACCUCAGACUCUGGGACAUACUUCUGUAACGGAGAAGCUGUGGAGCUGAUUGUGAUCCCACCAGAAACCGCUGUUCGUGAAGCUGAGGAGGGGACACGAGUCACUCUGACAUGUCCUCCUGAUGAUGGACCACAGACUAAGACCUGGAGCACCGCUCACACUGGUGCAAUAACAGGCCAGCAAGGGUUCCAUGUUUCACCUGCUGACCAGACGUUGACCAUAACGUCCGUGAAGAUGAACCACUCUGGACUUUACGACUGUGAUGGGAAACCUGCUGUGUAUCUGCAUGUGACCAAAGGUAAAACCACAACCUGCAAACCUAUAACAAGUGUGACUACAGACACGACCACCACCAAGAAAAAGGGACGCAACAAGAACAAAACAACAACGACCUCAACCAGCAGAAGACAAGAAACCAGAACGAGUGCAGCAUCGACACCGGGGGGGGGACACACAGAGAGAGACUCCCCUCCUGGUUUGGUGCUUGGAACAGUCUCCCCCAUCAUCAUCGUCAUCAUCAUCAUCAUCGUCAUCAUCAUCAUCAUCGUCUUUGCUUGGAGACGAAGGCUUAAAAGACGAGGACGUGCAGAAACAUGCAACAUCUAUGAGGAGAUACAGGAAAGACUUGUGAUGACAAGCGGAGGAGGAAGCCGGGCUGGAACAACAGCUUCAUACUCCAAGGCAGAGUGGACAGAUCUGCCACAGCUCCCUGAAAACCUGUAUUGUUUGCAGGAGAAACCCAAAGAACCUGCAAAGAACACAGACGGCCCUCUUUAAGUCCUCCGCCUGGGUCAGAGGCUUCAGACGCGGCGUUUAGGUGGUCUGUUGCAGAGAAGAUCAUAUUUCUGUUUGUUUUUUGAAGUAAUACAAAAUUACUCUUCAUAAUCAUCUAAAAGAAAUGCAUGAAUAGAACCAAAUUUAAGGCCAAAGAAAAUCAAAAAAUUUUGGUUACAAUAUUUGUUGAAAUAAAAUGUAUUAUCCGCUCCAUAAAUAUAGAUAUUCAGAACCAAAGAUCCAAAUUUAAGAUGAAGGCCACAAACCUUCCGUGAGAUGAAUCAGCUGUGAACAGAGAAGCUCUCUGGAGGAAGUGGGUCAGCUUUCGGAGCGUUGGUUUUGGUUUCUUCUUCUUGAGGAGGACGUUGUGGACGUACAGAGGGAAGGACUCGACAGAUGAAUACGUGAAGUUCCCGCGGUCUGAAUUAUACAGAAACAUCACCCAGCUCGUAAUACAAGUUGGAGCUUUGGCUCAUGGUGGUCAUCUGAUGAUAAAGACGUUUGUGCGUCAAUGUUUGGCUGAUAUCAGCCUGAAACUUCCCAACAUGAUUAUUUUUAUUAAUAAAAUGAUUUAGCCUAUUA
This is a messenger RNA of Pungitius pungitius (ninespine stickleback), 1671 nucleotides long. RefSeq lists its product as uncharacterized. The record is from RefSeq and is a predicted model, not a curated record. The coding region runs from base 16 to 1092 and encodes 358 amino acids. The transcript has 9 exons. Lineage: Eukaryota; Metazoa; Chordata; Actinopteri; Perciformes; Gasterosteidae.